This is a messenger RNA of Rhipicephalus sanguineus (brown dog tick), 3392 nucleotides long. RefSeq names its product lens fiber major intrinsic protein-like. Gene Ontology annotation, cellular component: plasma membrane. NCBI's taxonomy places the organism in Eukaryota, Metazoa, Arthropoda, Arachnida, Ixodida, Ixodidae. Gene Ontology annotation, molecular function: water channel activity. The record is from RefSeq and is a predicted model, not a curated record. Gene Ontology annotation, biological process: transmembrane transport.
GCCAGCACAGAAGGCGUGACGUACAAGGCUAGUGGGAAAAGAGAUAGGAGCCGGAGAGUCCAGCCAUGCUGACCGCAGCCAGCCUCGAGUCCCUGCUACUGCAGAUGCUGGACAGGCUGGACUCGCCGUCCCCAGCCAGCGGGCGUCAUCGAGGACGCCAACGCGGCGGCGGCAGUCGUUUCUCGCUUCGCGCAGAGAUCAGGACGCUGGACCUGUGGCGCGCCGUGGUGGGCGAGUGCCUGGCCACCUUCUUCUACGUGUUCCUCGUGUGCGGCGCGCACGUGUCGUGGCCCGGAUACGCCGAACCUUCGGUGCUGGCCAUCUCGCUCGCGACUGGAGCCGCUGCGGCGGCGGUGGUGCAGUGCUACGCGCGCGUCUCCGGCGCCCACAUGAACCCGGCCGUGACGCUCGCGGCGUUCGCGACGCGCAAAGUGAGCUCGCUUCGUGCCCUGCUCUACGUGACGGCCCAGUGCGGAGGAGGCAUCGCCGGAGCCGCCCUGCUCUACGGUGUCACGCUUCCGGGUCACCGGAGUUCUCUGGGAAGCAGUCGUCCCCACGAGGCACUGGGCGCCUGGCAGGCGUUUGGCGUCGAGUUCGCUAGUUUCCUCCUCGCCUCCACGGUGUUCGCCACACGAGACCCCCACCGGUGCCACCUGUCUACGGGAGGCGCGGACGCACUGGUCGUCGGGUUCGCCUAUCUCACCUGCACAUUGGCCGGGCUACCAGCUUCGGGAGCUUCGCUGAACCCGGCUCGUUCUCUCGGGCCUGCCUUUGUCAUGAACAAGUGGAAAAAUCAUUGGGUGUACUGGUUCGGACCCGUGGCAGGAGGCCUGCUGGCCGGUCUCAUCUAUGAGUACAUCUUCGACACGAGAAGAUCGAGUCGGGAAGUGGGGAGACGGAGCGUCGAGGAUCCUGACAAAGAAUACCGACUGGAGGACGACUACGAGGACUCGUCCGGAUCGAAGAACGCAAAGUACGCGACCGUGUCGCAGAGCCUAAACGGAGGGGUCGCCUCUGGGAGCACGGCGCGACACGCCCGAGCAGCGAAGGCCGUCCGCCAGCAGCAGCAGCAACAGCAGCAGCAGCAGCAGCAGCAGCAGGUGCAGCAGUACGAUGCCGGUUGCUUCGGUCGGCCUUCUGCGAACACCUAUUCGCCCACGCCUUCGCUGGCCUUUCCGUCUUCCACUGAGGCGGCCUACGCGAGCACGCUGGCAGCUGCAAACUGCACGGCGCAGAUCUAUGACCUGGAGAUGCCUUCUGGUCACUUCCGGCGCGCCUGGAGUACGGACAAGGAUCUUGACCUCCAAGACUCCAAGCUGUAUAUAUAAUGUACAGCGCCAAUGCGCACGACUUAUUGGAGCGGGUAAGGUGCCGGUUGUUCCAAGGAAGAAGCCGACGAUGAUGUAUAGGAAAUGCACGAUCCGCUACUUUUCCCUCAUGGACAACGAAUCAUUUGCUUUUUUUUCGUCGGGGUAUUUCCAAACGGCUGCGGCGUGGGGCGAGGCCAUCACCGAGAGAACUGGCCUCAUCAAAGGCCUUCGUCAGCCAAGGGAGUUGUUCUUCACUCGAAACACUAUGUGGUUCCAAGGAGAAGUUUAGAAAAGUUGGUAUUGGUGUGCUAUAGACCGAUGAAGGGAUCGCCAUAUGGAUCACGUGAGCGCACGCUACCGACGCAAAGCCCAAGCUCUUCACUGUUGUCAUUUGCGAGAAGACCCAGAAGUUGACGUCCUCAGCGCUCAUCGCAUCGUUUCCGGUUCCUCGGUUCCUCGAAGAAUUGUGUGCAGUGUUCGACAUUGUGUAUAGAUGGAAGAUUAUCGUGACUGCAGUGCAUAGAAGCUCAGUGAAAAGUGACUCUACGCCUCGCCUUUGACAUCGCUGUGCUGCAUACCGUUUCGUUUCACCGGCGUGUUGGUAUCAAGAACAAUGUAUCACGUGACUGAGCGCGAAGGCAGAUUCAAAGACACAGUCUGCUCACGUGACUUGCAACGUUAACGCUGCGUUCGUAAGCUUGUUCCGAGUUGGAAGACUGACUAGCGAUGUGACGUCAUCUCCGGUCAAGCUCGGUGACGGCCGAAAAAUUCGGUAUUCAAUAUUGAUCCACAAAACCACACGGCAAUGUGUUCCAAAGCUCUUCAGAGCACAUUCUGAUUGAUUAACACAUUUUAUUGGCGCUAAGGCCGCGUACGGCCAAAGAGCGCCUGGCCCGUGACACUAAAGAGCAGUUCUCGAAAAACUCCACCACAGAAAGACAUUUCAACUCCCUGUCAUCUGGCGUAAUUGAAAUGAGUGAACUUGAUUGGUUGGUACGUCCGCACGAUUUUUCGUGGUUAGACAGCUGUGCGUCCGCCACUACAUCUUUAUAUCGUUGUCGAAUAUGAGUUCACUACAUCAUGCAAUCGCGAAAGCAAUGUGCCCAUAUUAUCAAACAGAAAUCAUGUAAUAUCUGAAGUUUUAAAUCCCACCUGAACGGGCGAGCAUUCCUUUUAUUUUCUUUUUCUUUACAAGCGUUACAAUUACAUUUUAUUUGGAACUAAUUUCUAUCUGCAAGAUGUAAGUGCAGAGAGGCCACGGACGUACAUAUCAUUUGGUGUUUUGCGGCCAAUGUGGUCACGUUAAGGGCAGAUAGAGAUGUGUUGGGAAGUGCAAUUUUAUAUUUUACAGCGUUCACCGGUGAGUGUUCCUCAACUCCCGCUCAUCAAACUUCGAAGUCGUCGUUUUUUUUGUUUUUGUUUUUUGGUGACACACACUGUAUGCAUUCCAAACGACGAACUGCAAACGAUGCUCACUGAUCUCUGGUGACCCCACCCCGUGAACUUUAAGCUCAACGCCCGCCGUGCCCCGACCGUAAUCCAGACUACGCAUGAAACUUUUGUGGGACUGCACGAACUGCAGCGAAACGACUCCAAGUCCUAUACUCACCACCGUGAACCUCAAUUCAGUGCAAUACAGAGACUUGCCUACGGACUCACCUGUGCUUUAGGCGUUCAUAACCACCUGCAGCAUUCAACCUUGGUUUUUAUCAUCAUCAAACUGCUGUACUAUACCUAUAGCAGCAGCGCUGUUUUGCGUUGCGAUCUGGUUGAAGAUGCCCAGCAGUCUGAUCUUUGUGACUCUCAUUCCUUCUUCUUUUAAUUAUUGUUAUAUGUUAUUUUCACGUACCUCGCUAAAUCUUAUAAACGAAUUCACUGCUACUACCACAGCUUGUGACAUAUUUCAGCCUGGCACUGUAUAAAGAGGUGUGUUAGGAGUUGUUGCUUUCUCUUUUUUUUUAUAUCUGUUAAUUCGUGGAGAUACUACUCAAUGCACGAAUAAAACAGUAGAAAACCGCAGCGCUGCUGACGCUGAAGAACAACUUCUUUCUUUUUUUCAACAAUAAAUAGACUCUAGUUCCG